AUGCAGCUUGCUACCAUUCUAGCAACCACAGUGACAGCUAUUGCCACUGCUGUCACCGGUCGUUCAGUUGAAGUUCCCGUUCCACUGAUCUCCAAUUCUGCGAGUGCUCCUGCUGCAGGUGUUGACAGUCCCUUGACCCAUGAAUCGGCCAAUAAGUUGCGAGGAGAAGAUAUCGAUUGGGGUAGCUUGAAGCUAACCAGCAGUGACAGCGAUGACACCUCUUAUGAUCGCCGUAUGUCUUUCAAACGUCGUCUUCGCCGUAAGCAGAAGAAAGAUCAAAAGAAGAAGCUCAAGCUUGAACAGAGGAAGAAGAAAUCGAAGCCCAGCAAAAAGCUCAAGAUUCCCCCCUUUUCUCAGCCAAGCCAAGAGCUUGUGGAUAGUUCUGGUGAUGACAUGAAGGAACUUGAUCCUUUGGAGUACUAUGGUCGCAAGGCUAAGGAAGAAGAAGAGGAUCAGCAAAAGCAACAGGAUAUCGACAACCUCGAGUACAGUGAGGAUGACGACAAGAAAGAAAACAAGAAGCCCCCUGUCAUUUGA
Seminavis robusta is the source of this 537-nucleotide messenger RNA. The record is from the annotation of a GenBank genome assembly. NCBI's taxonomy places the organism in Eukaryota, Bacillariophyta, Bacillariophyceae, Naviculales, Naviculaceae.